GUGGACCAGCAGACCCCACUCUGACCCAAGCCUGAGCAAACGUCUAAUUGAGAGAAGCCGGUCUACACUUCCACCCCACAGCUCCGCGGUGCAGAAGUCUGCCCAGCUGAUGUCUUAACUCCAGAACGCGUAUGGAGAAUACAGCCUAAGGACCCAAAGGUUCGAAUCCCCACUCAGUCCCAGCGAAGGAGGCGGCGAGGCUGACCAAGACGCGCGGUCAGGCCCGGGGACUCCUCGUCCACGGACUCCGCGAAUCUUUCUGACCUCCCUGGGCCCUCAGCAGCCAAUUCCACUCACUUCUCGGAGGGUCCGGCACAGCAUGGUCCUCGUGCCCAGCCUGCCACCACAGAGGCCAGGUGACAAGGAGGAAAAAGAAAGGUCAACAGCCGCUGCCUGUACUACAUGGGCGCAGCCAUCUUUGACCGUCACGGAACCUUUCAGCACCGAGUACUUAGAUUGGUAGAAUUGCAGCCCGAGGAAAUGAUCUUUGCACGCGAUUGGUUGGAGCCGCAAAGCGAGUCCCGCGGGUCAAGAGAGCGGGUGGCAAGGAGACUCCGGGCUAGGGUCGCGGCGGGAAUCUGGAAGCGUUUGGUCCUCCGUGGCGUCCGGAUCGCGAGUGGAGUCGACUUGUCCCGCUGACUGCUCCCGGGACAGGGCAGGGUUCUAGGGGUUUUGUUUUUGUUUUCGCUUUUAGAGGGAGGGGGUGGAAGGGAGGAGGAGAAUGGACAGAAUACUGACUGGAAAGUUAAUUGGAGCAUUUCAGAUGCGAAUAGCGGAAUAAUUCCGUAUUCUUCAUUCAGUUGCUCCAUUAGGCUAACUUCAUUUCUAAAUUCUCAGUUUUGAAAUCGGCCACUGUAUUUGGCAGAAUUUGGCCGAAUUCAGGGGUGAGAGUUUGAUCCAAGCUAAGUGCAUUUUAAUUAGGGCUCUCAAUUCAACCACUGUUUACAAUGGAAUUUCUGAAGAUCUGUAUACUUAGAAGAAAUGCAUGUACUGCGGUUUGCUUCUGGAGAAGCCAAGUUGUACAAAAACCGUUAAUUAGAAGGAUUAGUACUACCUCUCGAAGGAACUCUGUCAUGCCGGCUUGGGUCAUAGAUAAAUAUGGGAAUAAUGAAGUGCUUCGAUUUACUCAGAACAUGAUGAUACCUAUAAUACACUAUCCAAAUGAAGUCAUUAUCAAAGUUCACGCUGCGAGUGUAAAUCCUAUAGAUGUUAAUAUGAGAAGUGGCUAUGGAGCUACGGCUUUAAAUAUGAAACGUGAUCCUUUACAUAUUAAAAUCAAAGGAGAAGAGUUUCCCCUGACUCUGGGUCGGGAUGUCUCUGGUGUGGUGAUGGAAUGUGGACUUGAUGUGAAGUACUUCAAGCCUGGAGAUGAGGUCUGGGCUGCAGUUCCUCCCUGGAAACAAGGCACUCUCUCCGAGUUUGUUGUAGUCAGCGGGAAUGAGGUCUCUCACAAGCCCAAAUCACUCACUCAUACUCAAGCUGCCUCUUUGCCGUAUGUGGCUCUCACAGCCUGGUCUGCCAUAAAUAAGGUCGGCGGCCUGAAUGACAAGAAUUGCACAGGAAGACGUGUUUUAAUCUUGGGCGCUUCAGGAGGAGUUGGUACUUUUGCUAUACAGGUAAUGAAAGCAUGGGAUGCUCAUGUGACAGCGGUUUGCUCUCAGGAUGCCAGUGAACUUGUAAGGAAGCUUGGGGCAGAUGAUGUAAUUGAUUACAAAUCUGGAACUGUGGAAGAGCGGUUGAAAUCUUUAACACCGUUUGAUUUUAUCCUUGAUAAUGUUGGUGGAUCCACUGAAUCAUGGGCUCCAAAUUUUCUCAAGAAAUGGUCAGGAGCCACAUAUGUGACAUUGGUGACUCCUUUCCUCCUGAACAUGGACCGAUUGGGCAUAGCAGACGGCAUGUUGCAGACAGGUGUCACCGUGGGCUCUAAGACGUUAAAGCAUUUCUGGCAAGGAGUCCAUUAUCGCUGGGCCUUUUUCAUGGCCAGUGGUCCAUAUCUGGAUGACAUUGCACAACUGGUGGAUGCAGGAAAGAUGAGAAAACUGGCUCAAAGAGAUGAAGGGACACGCUCAAGUUUGCAGAAGUCGGACCAGAACUCACGCUUCCUGACUCCUGUGCUUUUCCGUCUCCAUCAUUCAGCUGCAUUCUCAGUGCUUGAAGUUGAUCUGGGACUUUAGCUUAAGUUGUCUUGUCCUUGUCGUUAUAAUGGGCAGGGAAAGGGGUUGGAGCAGGGCCUGCAUUACACCACAUAAUCCAUGCUAAGCCAUUUGCAAAGAGCCCCUUGAGGUGGGCUUUCUUCUGCUGGCACCUGCCCCUUGCUGACCUGUUUCAUCUUUCCAUUUCAGUUUUGGAAAGGAAUGUUUUUAGGAAGUACUGGCUGCUUUUUGUGCAUUUAGUUUUUUAAAUCUAUUACAGCCAAAGAACUUAUGAUAGAAAAUGGCCUGCUUCUGUUCUCAGAUUUUUUGGUUCCAGUUUUGUGUGCCGUUUCUCAAACUUCUAAGUCUUGAUGUGUACUAGAUAGACAGAGGCUCAGCCUUAUUGUGAUGUACGUGCCUCUUUGUAGGGUUCUUCCCGCAUCCCACAGGGAUGCUUAUUUUAUUUCUAGGAAGAGGGAAAUGAACUGUCAUCAAAUAAUUUGGCCCAUAGUUCUACAUAGAGCUUCAUAUGGUUGGAGCCCCAUCAUUAGAGAGGUCCCUGUCCUCCAAAAGUACCCCACACGAUUGUGCUUGUCCUGAUACCUGCUCCAGGCUGUCCACAUGCUUACCAUUGCUCUUUUGUAUUCAAAAUAUUGUGAUUCUCUUUCUCUCUACCUGGAAAUUACUAUUUAUGCAACAGAGAAGAGAGGAGACUUGUGUAUAUGUACCUAUUAAAUUUGGCAGGUAACUGAUAGAAUGGCUAAAAGAGAACAUGAUAGAAAUAAAGAUGCCCUUGAAGUAUCCUUGAACAAGGGUGAGUGAGAAAAUGUUCCUUUGGCCUUUGAUUCUCCUCUCUUCUGACCAGGGUUAUUUGGCCUUGGGAGUCACUUCUGCCAGUGAAGGGCUCUGGGACUGUGGAAGUUGAUAUGUGACACUGGAUGCCAGGAUGAAGUCAGCUGUCUUGUCACGCGUCCUGCUUCUUUGUGGGUGUGCGAGGUCAUUGACUUGUCUGCGCUGGGAAACUGGAAAAGAUAACAGAACACAUCUAUUUACAUUUUGUAUGGUUAGUAAAGAUUGUUAAAACUGAAUGAGAACAUUGAAAUUCUUCCAAGCUUUGACUGCAUAUUUAAUGAAUCUAAUUAGCAGAUAUCUGAUAGAGGAACUGUAGUUGUUUUUUGACAGUGUGAAGCGAUGAACCAAAAGAGCCUACUCUUUUGAAAUACUGUAAGUUUUUGAAUAGAUAAUACAUUUACAAGGUUCAGAAUCCAAAAGGUAGGAAAAGUAGUUUCACAAAAUCUUCCUUUGACUCCUGUCACUCAGUCACUGAGAUUCUCUUAGUCAGACACCAAUUCUAAUCUGCAUAAGGUUCUCUUAGUCAGAAACCAAUGUUACCAGUGUCUUGGGUAUUCCAAAGAUGGUCUGUGUAUCAAUAGGGUGAUACAAAGAAUGACUUAUAAUUAGCACAUUGUGUCAUGGACUGCUACUGAAAUUGUGCCUUGUGCUUAUAGUUUAUUGGCAUUUUUCUCCUAAGCACAAUCAACAUUUCCUGUUUUUAUACUAUGCAGCAAACUUUUUUUGGUGGGGAGUGGGAGACCCAUAGCAAAAAGUAUAUUCAGGCCAGACAUACAUCAUCGAUUAGCAUACUCAAAGAUUAGAAAUAGGAAACCCUAACACAUAUCUGGUUUACUAUCCUCACCUUCCCCAACCCCCCAUCCUGUCAUUGUGUCACAUUUGAAGAGACAGAGGCCCUAAGGGAUUAAAUGAUGUGUUCAAGGUCACACAGCUAGGCAGGGCCCAGGUCUCUCGACCUCUAGGACAGUUCCUUCCACCACCCUUUGUUGCCUUUAAGAUUCAGGCAGUAAUAGUUAUAAAAUAAAUCCCUCAUCCAACCUUCAUUGUUUUCUGCUUGUUUAAGUAGUCAUCCAGACAUUAGAUAGGUGGAGUUUGAAUUCUAUCUACAAAAUCCUCUUGUAUUUCUCAGUAUCUUUCAGGUUUGAGAGGAGGUGGUGAGGCAGAUCCUUUAGACCCUAGUCAGCUACUGAUAAGAAUGACGGUGCUUUGAGGGAAAAUAUUUAUACAUAUUUGGUUUAUAUGCAUGUACUAGUUUCUUCUUGCUGCUGUUAAAAAAUUACCAUAAACGUAGUGGCUUAAAACAACACAAACUUAUUAUCUGAUAGUUCUGGAGGUCAGAAGUCCAAAAU
This is a messenger RNA of Diceros bicornis minor, 4333 nucleotides long. RefSeq names its product reticulon 4 interacting protein 1 (gene RTN4IP1). The coding region runs from base 948 to 2174 and encodes 408 amino acids. The record is from RefSeq and is a predicted model, not a curated record. Gene Ontology annotation, molecular function: oxidoreductase activity. Gene Ontology annotation, cellular component: mitochondrion. NCBI's taxonomy places the organism in Eukaryota, Metazoa, Chordata, Mammalia, Perissodactyla, Rhinocerotidae. The transcript is spliced from 9 exons.